Molecule: messenger RNA, 3100 nt
Organism: Polistes canadensis
Lineage: Eukaryota; Metazoa; Arthropoda; Insecta; Hymenoptera; Vespidae
Gene: MCU
Product: calcium uniporter protein, mitochondrial
Exons: 9
Coding region: 262-1632 (456 amino acids)
Biological process (GO): calcium import into the mitochondrion; mitochondrial calcium ion homeostasis
Cellular component (GO): uniplex complex; mitochondrial inner membrane
Molecular function (GO): uniporter activity; calcium channel activity
Source: RefSeq, a predicted model, not a curated record
UGCCGGCCGUGACCGACGACGAUUAGUCUGUACGUCGUCGUCAUCGUACAUGGAUGAUCGUUCGUGGUUAUAUAGUCGCGUGAGGUUAUUCAUGUGUGUGAAAAGUGUUCGCCCGCCAACAAAAAAAAGGGAAAGGAAACAGGAAAUUGGAUAGGUGAAGAGAGGUUGGUUGGGAUGAGCAAGUAAAAGGAAGAAAAGAUCAUCGUUUUAAACAUACGCACAAACAGCAUAUACACAUACAGCACACAUAAAUAAAUUGAAAUGGCAUCAGCAGUCUCCUGUCGUGUAAUGUCCCUUACAAGAUGGUACGACGUUUCGACACGCGUUUUCACCGUCUCCUCGGCCUUAGUUACAUCACGUAAUUUCCAAAACGAAACCUGGUGCAAAAGAUGGUGGCAACUUUCGCAAAGGAACAUAUCGAUAUCAGCGAGAUCGUUCGAGCCAAAUUUAAGUACGAUUCUCAUGAAGAACAACACUCAAGCAUCGACUAUUAAAAAGGACGUAAGGGAAAAACCAUCUACGACAUCCGUCACCGAACCAACCGCUUUCGGAGCACGGAGUGUUAGAGAAAUGAAAAAAAAAGAUCGAAAGAGUCCGAUAGAGAGGAGUAAGCGACUUUCCAUGCCACCGACGAGAAUGUAUUUUAAAGUUCCUAACGUUACCGUGACAUAUCAAAGGGGACUGCCAAAUAUUACUUUACCUCUGCCAUCGAGAAAGGAAUACUGUAUAUUCGCAUUGAAGCCAAUUACUUGUACAGUCGGUGACUUCAUCGAUAUGAUCAAAAAUGAAGAUCGUGGGAUUGAUCGAGCGAUCAUUACAACGAUAGAUGGUAUCCGGAUAGGUUCGAGCAACACGAUAGAGAAUCUCUUACAACGUGAAUUUAAAUUAAUAAUAAAUGAUAUGGAAUACAUCGUGCAACCACCAUUAUAUCAAAAACAUACGAUGGAAACUAUGCAGAAGCUAUCGGACGUGCAAAUAUUGGUGGGGCAACUCUACGAGAACUUACAAGUACGUGAAUAUCAUGCUGACAUGGAGAGACAAGUUAUAGCAGAGUUGGAAGAUAUCAAAUUGCAGUUGAAACCGUACGAACAAAAGCUGCAAGAGUUGGAAAAUGCAGCUAUCAGAAGGGCAAAUUUCAAUGCUUGGAUAGCGUUAGUGUUGAUGUCAGUACACGCUGGUGGUUUUGCGAGACUAACUUGGUGGGAAUAUUCUUGGGAUAUCAUGGAACCUGUUACUUAUUUCGUUACUUAUGGAACUGCCGUUGGUUGGUUCAUUUAUUUCCUUCUGACGCAGCAGGAAUACGUGCUGCAGGACGUAGUGAACAGGCGACGUUUGAUAGAACUUCACAAAAGAGCGAGGCAAAUCGGAUUGGAUAUUGAGGCGUAUAAUCGUUUGAAGGAUCGAGCAUACGAUUUGGAGAGUACAUUGAAAGUGAUUCGAGGUCCUUUAUACGAACGAAGACUACAAAUGGAAGAGAAGAAACGAAGAUAUAGCUCUAGCAGUUCGAGAUCGCCUAGUUCCUCACCUAGUCCUAGUCCUAGUCCUAGCCCUAGUCCACAAAGAGACGUUCCUGAAAUGGGAAUUAAAAUUGAAAAACAGGAAACAUCGAAGACACUCGACAAAUUUAGAUAAGUUAUCGUGAAUUACCAAUUUCAGUCAGGGUUAUUAAAAAAAAGGAAAAGAAAAAAAAAGAAACAACACCGAACGCUUAAUCACGUAACAAACGUCAACGAUCAUUGUUAAUGAACUGAACAAACAUUUAAUCCUAUAUUAAAAGAAAGAAGAAGAAAAAGAAGAAGAGGAAGAAGAAAAGUUAAAAGAAACAACAACAAAAAAGGAAAAGAUAAAAUACUCUUGAGUGAUAACUAUUAUUGAUCAUUUAGGACGAAUACCUCGAGGAAAUCGAAGCUGAGUACGAAGAUAUUUAAUAAUACGUGACUACUACUUCUAGUUUUCUUUUUAUCUUUUCUUUUUCUAGAUUAUUUGUUUUUUUUUCUUUUAUUGAAAAAAGAAAAAGAGAAAACUAAUACGACUGGUGGUGUCUUCGUCGCAGUCUUCCGAGUAUGUCGUUAGAACAAUAAACGACGUUCCUCAACUCAACGAUUUUAGUAUAUUAUUAAUUAUUAAUUAUUAUUAUAUUAUAUAUAUAAGAAAAAGGGCCUGCACAAUGGUCGAUACUGUCGGUUGUGAUAGGUUCGAAUGAAUAAUAAGAGAUAACAAAGAGAACGAAAUCUUACGCGAUUCGGUCUUCCGUCUGUUUUCGUCUCGUGCGAAUUAUAUUAUUAAAAAUGUUUAAUCAGUCGACCGACAUUCUCUUCUUUCAUGAUGCAUCGAAACCUCCAUAGAGGAGGAGGGGGGAAGGAGGUGAAAAAAGUAUAUACAAAUGAAUUUUUAUUAUAGUUGAAAGACUUUUCAAUCUUUUAGCUUCUAAUUUUAGCACAAAAAAGCAAAUAGGCUUUAUAAUAUAAUUAUUAUUUAUUAAAAAUUCCUUUUAAAAUAUAUAUAAAUAUAUUCCUUUGAUUUCGUACGAUUAUCUUUAGACUACAAUUUAUAGUUAUAUUAUUCUUUAAAUCUUAAAUAAUUAAAAUAUUUGUAAUUAAAUAAUUGAAUCUACGAUCAGCUACGUAACAUGCACAAAUACCGUAAUCGUCAUAUUUAAUUACACGUUUAUAUUCCUAAAAAUUUCAUUAGCGUUUAAUUUCAAACGAUUAUUUACAUUACCGUUGAUCGUCGAUUUCUAAUGAACGAUGAGGCACUACGAAUUUCUACAAAGCGAAUCUCACAUAUACUUAAGAACCAUUUAAUUAAAUGUGUACGUACUUAUUUAUAUUUUUUAUCAAAUGACAGACACAUUAUAUUUAUUUUUUCUGUUGUUUUCUUCUUCCCCGUCGAAUCGCGCUUACUAAGUUAAUAUUUCAUUGAUAGUAAUUACAUAAUAGAAAAAAAAAGAAAAUAAUAAGAAAGGUAAAGAAAAGAAAGAAGUGUUAAAUAUUAUACGAACUUGUUGAUAAUUACACGUGUACACGUUAUUUCUAGACAGUAAGUGUUAAUGUUAGUAUUGGACGAUUUCGAUUAAGAAUAACCGGCUUCAUAUUGAUUA